Syngnathus typhle (broad-nosed pipefish) is the source of this 7008-nucleotide messenger RNA. RefSeq names its product spindlin-Z (gene spina). The record is from RefSeq and is a predicted model, not a curated record. Gene Ontology annotation, biological process: gamete generation. Lineage: Eukaryota; Metazoa; Chordata; Actinopteri; Syngnathiformes; Syngnathidae. Bases 4022 to 4798 code for a protein of 258 amino acids. The transcript is spliced from 7 exons.
UACGUCAUUUACACCUUUAUCUGGCUGAUCACUGUAUGUGUGUUUAAACAAUCGAGAGUAAAUCAAGCGAGCAACAUGGCUGACGCUGGCCCUGCAGAACCUGCUUGCUUGUUUCUCAGUCACUGGGGAUGAUGUCUGUAUAUAUGCCAUGUUCCCAACCAUCCCUUGCAUUGGUCAUUUUAGCAAGCUUAUUUCACACAGCAGAAAGGAAAACAAGCCACUUUUGUCACAAAACCAACAACUAUUUUUACUGCACGAGCAGAAUGUCUUUGUCUGAGCGUAUCGUGCUGUUGCAUUUUGUUUUUGUAUAAUGCAUUUCAAAACCUCCAAUAUUAUUUGCUAUGUUUGAUCAUAGGCACCAAUGUAACUAAUUUAAAGCAAAGGUAAGUUUAAUCCUCCAGGUAAACCAAUCCAGCUGCUGUCCUACAAGCACACCGGUAAAAAUAAUAGCAUAUCAUCCAUGCAGUAUUUUGCAAGAUCUACUUACCAUAUACUAAUUAAUGACACAAUGAGCUUCAGAAUAGUCUUUGCCCAUUUGAAGAUAUGUCUUUGUUUGCGUUCAUGUGUCUUUUGAACCAUUCUCCAUUAUUAUGUUCUGGGUCAUCGUCAUACUCUUCAGCAAGGUCAUGAGGAAUGCAGCAGCCUUUGAAAGCACACUAUGAAGAAUUAGUGUAUUUUAAUUAAAGUAAAGAAAAAACAGCACACUGAAAUUCCAAAAUGAUCAUGAAAACUCUUCUAAGCAUCAGCUGAACUUUAAAUGUCACAGCCAGGGAACCUCGAGGGACCACCUAUGUAGAUUCAGUGUCAAUGCUUAAUACGUCUAUUGAAAAUUAUUUUUCUGCAUUCAUCCUGUUUCAACCCCUGUUUCAAUCUCACGUUAUGUCAGAAGGCCAUAUUGUUCACCAAGAUGGAUUCAAAUUCAUGGUUUUGAAUAUUUGUUAGUAAGAUGUCUAUCCCCCUGUCAACCCCUGUGGGGACAAGCGGUAUAGUAAAUGGAUGGAUGGAUGUCUAUCAUUGUGAACUGUGGACCAGAAGCACUUUGAGAACCCUUUGUGAGUAGGGGCUAUAUAAAUAAAUUUGAAUUGAUUUGCAGAUAACAAGUCGUGAGUUUUAGUGGCUCCUCUAAUAAUAGUUUGAAGGUUCUCCACGAGCCUGCAUGGGGUUUCUCCUGGUGCUCUGGUUUCGUUUCACUUUCCCAAAACGUGCAUGGUAGGCCCAUGAUGCACUCCAAAUUGUCCGGAGAUGUGCUUGCGAGUACGAAUGCUUGUUUGUCUAUGUGUGCACUGCGAUUGUAAAAAUCCAAACAAAAAUCAAGCAAAUAAGAAUUGCUAACAAAAACACAUCAAGAUGAAACACAACUGCAAAUUAAAAAUUAAGCAAAACAAGCAAACAGGAAAAAGGAAUCGCAAACGACAAAACGAAGUGGAAUCAAGAAAGCAAAUAAACGAACAAAUUAACAAAAAAAGCAAGCAAACAAGAAAAAGGACAAACACGUAAACACUUUCCUCCCGCAAGUGGUGAAGUGGUUAGUUUGGUUAGAAUCAUACAACACAAAUCUGCAAAUGGAUCUCCUUUGAAAGCUGGCAAACCUUUGGGUGUGAAACAGGUGAGAAUACAAAUGUCAUUUUGUUUUUAUGGCAACAGCUGUUCAAAAUGAGAAAACCAGCGUCUUCACUUAUUCAAAACUGUGGAAAACAUUGCCACCUAGUGGCGAGAAAGCGCAAUGUGGUAUUUUAAGGGGGAAUGCAAAGACCCCCCCCCCCCUGUCCCCCCCCUCACUCAACAACCACUUCUGGUAGUGUCGUCACCUUUUUCUUGCCUUUAAUGGCUUGUUGACUCAUCGAUGGAAGUCACAAAUUGAAAUUUUCAUGCCCUUCUGAUGUCGUGACAAGAGGACAGUAUGUUGCUGGGACAGUUCUAAUAAGGUUCUAUUGUUUAGACCCUGGUAUAUGUUGUUAUUUAAGAAAUACAAACAAACAAAAAUCUGAAAAAGGGUUUUUCCAGUUGCUGUAAAAUGAAAAUGACAUUCACACAGUAAUGAUAAGCUUUGAUCGGAUGUGCCGUAAGUCUGUCAAGUUCAUCCAUGAGGGUGAGAUUUUCUGUGCACCCCUGUUUGUAUAUAAAUAACCAAAUUUGAACACUGAUUCCCUUCUGUGGGAAAAUCACAAAAAAGAAAAAGCACCACUCAUUGCCUGCUUAUUCCCCCACCCUUUCGUCACUUGAAACAACAGAAGGAGCUGAGCUCUGUGAUAUAAACGACUUUACAGGACUGAGAAAACAGUGUUGAAGGUUUUUUCCCCCCGGCCGUAUCAAGUUUAUCAGAGGUCUUCAUUCAUAGUAUUAGAAGAAUUGGUGUUCGAAAAUCAAACAUAUUUUCACAUAAUAAUCCUACAACUUGAUGGAAUUACGACGGUGUGGUGGUGAACAAAAAUAACUAUUUAUUUAUUUGUUUAAACACAAUUAUUGAGGUCUGCUCCUUGUUACAAUGGGACCACCCCUCUCUGGUUUCAAUGCUGCACAAGAUGACAUUGAGCCGUUUCUGUCCAAAAUAACUCUGCCCUAUUACAACCGAUGACUCAUCAUGUGUUGCCUGUGGCAACAGGGAAGAAAUCACCACCAGCUGCAGGAAACUGAUCUGUGUUUCUAGAAGGUUGGUUGCCUCUGCAGGUAACCAGCUGGGAUAAGCAUGUACGGCAAGAUUCUGCUUCUUUGCCGCUACUGUUGUUGCCGUGGUUGUUUGUCACGCUCCAAAGUCUUUGGUCAUGAGUCAAGGACUCUGAAGGUCAUUAUGACUCCCGUUCAAAGUCGUAUCUCGUUUUUGCUUUCCUGUCCAAAUUGACAUUCCUGCUGGCAAAAGAGCAACUUGGAGUCAUUAAUGUGUCGUUUAAUAGUACUUGUUUGUGAUGACUUUUUAGUCUCCCAGCUUGCCAUAAAACAACUUGACCAUUCAACUUGAGCUAAUCCUUUCCAUGUGACAUUUGCCCCUUGAAUGGCUUUUCAAAUCCUCUACAGCUGCUGGGGAUACCUGAGAAGGGGGCAUGUUUCUAUUCUACCGGAUUUAGAUGUCACUGCCCAUGUCUAUCUUCUGCGUGUUCUCAUUCUUUGCUCUUUUAGCUCCUUUUAAGAGCUAGAUGUGUUACGUAAGACCCCUGCUUGUAGAUAAAUAAUACACAGGGGACUCCCUCUCUGGCUCGAGUCUCAUGUUUCCGAAAUGAAAGCUUUACUGAGCAGUUGCAGGCUCAGCUAGUUCUUUUCAAUGCUUUUGCUCUUCAUGCUUGUUAAUUUCCUGUACAGGGUACAACGUAAUUUCUGGUCAAGUUCGGUUUGAUACACAGUGUUGCAGAAUUUCCAAGAGUCGCUGUUCAUACACUCAAACGUCAUGUACAAUAUUGUUUUAAGUUUGGAUUAUUAAGUUUUGUCUAACAAUGAUUAAUUGGGGGUGGUCACCGUUGAGAAUUAAAUCGACUGUGAAGAAUUGAUUUUUGAUUUUUUGUUUUGCAGCUAUUUAGGCAUGACAAAUGAGUGUUCUCAGUUUUGUCAUUCAGGUGCAAAUAAAUUUGACUGACAAUAGCUUCCUAAAGGUAGGCACUUUGGAUGGAUGAUGGAUGGAUUGUGCAAUCAUUUUCUGAAUAAGGUUCUACGAAGAUUUGGAAAUUUGACAAUUGAAAGAAAAUAAUUGAUCAUAGCAAAAAAAAAAACGGAUCAGUACAUAUUUCUUUGUUUUGAUUGUAUGAUUUUUUUGCAAAGCAUCAACAUCAAAAUAUAUUUGGUUUUAAUUCAUCGGCUUUGCUACUUUUUCUUUGUAUUUUGUUUUACUGUUAAUUUGUCCAAUUUUUGGUGUUAUCAACUUAUAGUUUUAAUCACUAGCAGUUUCUUUCCAGGUUUGGUUCGGAUUUAUGUCGAUCUGAAGAGCAGCCAGAAUCCAAGAAACUCAGAACUCUUAACAUCUGAUGUGAGAAGAAUCCUUUGAAAGUUUGGCAUUGUAGCUGGGCAGCCUGACUGCCUCCCCGCCUCCAGAUGAAUGAAGAGCACUCCGGAUCACAGAGACACUGCUGAUACAGGGCAUGCAGGUGUUUCUGCAAAUAUGAUGAAGAAAAAAAAUCCCAAUAAGAAACAUAAGAGCAAUCUGGGCCCAACCACCAAAGUUAUGUCACAGCCACGACGCAACAUUGUCGGCUGCAGGAUCCAACACAUCUGGAAGGACGGAAGUGGGCAUGUAGUAUGGAAAGGGACAGUUCUUGACCAGGUGCCAGUGAAUCCGUCUCUUUAUCUAAUAAAGUAUGAUGGCUUUGACUGUGUGUACGGUCUGGAGCUUCACAAGGAUGAGAGAGUUCAAGGACUCGAGGUGCUUCCUGACCGACUGGCUAAGUCCCGCCUGACAGACGUCAAUCUAGCUGAUACAAUGAUAGGCAAAGCGGUGGAACAUAUGUUUGAAACUGAGGAAGGUCCAAAGGAGGAAUGGCGGGGAAUGGUGCUGGCCCGGGCUCCCAUCAUGACCACCUGGUUUUAUAUUACUUACGAAAAAGAUCCAGUCCUCUACAUGUACCAAUUGCUGGAUGACUUUAAAGAAGGAGACCUACGCAUCAUGCCUGACUCAAAUGACAGCGUCCCAGCUGAGAGGGAACCAGGCGAGGUGGUGGACAGUCUGGUGGGGAAACAGGUGGAGUAUGCCAAAGAGGAUGGAGGCAAACGAACAGGCAUGGUCAUCCACCAGGUGGAGGCCAAGCCGUCCGUAUACUUCAUCAAGUUUGACGAUGACCACCUCAUUUAUGUCUACGACCUGGUGAAAACUUCAUGACUUUGCAGACACCCUGACCCCACUUCUCCUUGGACGGAAACCAAACAACAGACACAUACACGUUGACACAUCACAAACGUCAUCCUGUAACACGCUCUGCUGACCCUUAACGACUAAAGCCCCAGGGGAUCUUUUAAAGGCGAAAAGUAUACAUGUUUGAGUCGGCAAUUAUGUCUGUUAUUCAGACUUGGGAAUAUAGAAAGAACUCCAGGUAGUUAGGUAGGCAGCAAUGUAGCAACAAGGUAGUUCUUUCUUUGUCAACUAACAAGCUACAAGAAACUCAAUUUGACAGUGCUUGUUAGUGUAAAUGACAUUUAAAGAAAAAUCAAACUACACAUUCUGAAUAUGAGGACAUGAAUGAAGCUUGACGCAGAGACAUCCUCAUCGUUGUCUGUUGACUCGUAUGAUGACCAUUUGGAUGCCCGUUUUUUUUUUUUUUUUUAAAGCCAUGAAAAGAACAUAAAUGCCCAAUACCGAGCCCAAACCAUGUGAAUCCAGUCUUUAUUUUCAAAGUCCUUUGCACUUCCAUGUUAUCAUUUUGACUCUUUUGAAAGCUCUUUAUUUAUCAAAUACUGUUUUUAUUUUCUUUUAGCUUUAGAUAUUCAUGGAAUUUCCUUUGUUUGGGCCUAUCAUCCCACAAUUUUCUUUGACUUUUGAACAUGUUUUUGCGUUUAUCACUAACCAGUGAUCCUUCAGUGGACCAUGGCCAUUUUAGUAGUUUCACAUUCAUGAGGACAGGAAUUUAUUUGUUGAUGAAAAAUAUUAAUAUCAAAACUGGAUAUAUCCCAAACAACAAAGCAGGGUUUUGUACAGAACAAAGCAGGAGACACAUUGGAUAUAAAAAAAAAAGAAAGACUUAAUUUCGCAGAUUUUAUUCAGAAUUAACGGAAUCCUCAGACGUCUGCAGAUGAAAACUGUGAUUAAAAAAGGGAUAUUUGUUUCCCCCUAAUUUUAUAUUGCCAAACUGCUAGUUCGUGUGGAGUUUUUUUAAGUGUCGUUGACUGUUUGUUAUGAUUUCACUAAAGCCUUUGCAUAAUGCUUUUGUGUACUUGCUGAAACGUCGCUGGAGUUUAAAAACAAACAAAACAAAAAGUUGUAGUUGUGAAGUAUAGUUUAUGUCUUAUUACGAUACUAUGAUGAUGAUUAUAUCUGCGCUUCCUUCAGUUGAACUUGUUUGAAAACAGUUAUGCAUUCUUCGUGUUGAAGUUCAAGGCAAAUGUUGCAUUAUGUUGCACCUUAAAUCCCGAGGAAGGAGUUAAGAAGGUAGUAAAACAACCAAUAUUCUCUGGGCCCGUUGUCAGAUGUUGAGUGAAAGAAACCUUACAGAAAUACACUCGAGUGUAACCAAUGUGACUUUUUUUUUGAGGAAUGGAAACGGGAUUCCACCCAUGUCUGCGUUUAAACUCUAGACGAGUUUCUUUUGUUCGCGAUGUGAAAAAUCAGACUUUCGGUGAUGUUGGUGUAUGUUGUGUUGGUCAGUUCCACACCAUUGGAUACAGUAGAUAGUUGGUUGUAUUACUCUAUGUAUGUGACACAAUGAUCCUCCAGGAAAUGUUUCUUUUCAUUUCAUUGCCUUUACGCACAAGUGAAGGUUUACGAUAAACACAGACACAUUUUUGUGUUUCAGUCCGUCAUUCCUACCAUCAAUAAUGUCGUAUGUGCGAAACAAAGACUGGAGCGUUAUUUGCGUCUGUAAUUACUAAACAAGGUAACCUAACAUGCUAUGUAUGGUUUGAGGAUACAUAUGUUUUGAGGUCUAAAAUGAUGAUCUUGGUUUUCUAAUCCAAAAUGUACCCUGAAGAAUCACGUAGGAGGUAAAGAAAACAAUGUUGAAAGCCAUUGAGGGUGUUUUGGUUUAGUCGAUGUACUGAUGAGAUGCAAAUGUCAAGCCUUUAGUUUGUGUACUUCCAGUGAUGUAGAUAGUCAUCAGAACAGAUAGAUGACAACUAUCAUUCAUAACUGCACAAAAAUGGUCUUUGCCAGACUUGUAUGCGCAUAUAGUAUGUUUUUCAAUCGAGGUAUUUCAUCUCAACACGCACUGUUUUAGUUGACAACACAAUUUACCUGCAAAGUUGUGUUCAUAACAGUCUGUUUUCUUUUAUCUUGCAGUUACUGAUAAUUGUUGUUGAUGUCGGAAUGACAUGGCUUUUUCUAUCACCCUGCCUUGUAUUGUUAUUUUUUGUAUGAUUAAACAUAUAUGUUAAUUUUUA